Molecule: messenger RNA, 1062 nt
Organism: Diospyros lotus (date-plum)
Lineage: Eukaryota; Viridiplantae; Streptophyta; Magnoliopsida; Ericales; Ebenaceae
Product: gamma-glutamylcyclotransferase 2-3
Exons: 8
Coding region: 149-709 (186 amino acids)
Biological process (GO): glutathione catabolic process
Cellular component (GO): cytoplasm
Molecular function (GO): glutathione specific gamma-glutamylcyclotransferase activity; gamma-glutamylcyclotransferase activity
Source: RefSeq, a predicted model, not a curated record
UUUUUUCUCUUCGCUUUUCGUCUGUAACUGAAUAGAAUUGAACAUUUCCAACUCACGCACGCCAGAGAGAGAGAGAGAGAGAGACUGUUAUCUCAAUCCUCUGGUUUGUAAAAGACAGAAAUUUGAAGAUAAAGAAGUGAAAAGGAGAAUGGUUAUGUGGGUAUUCGGGUAUGGAUCUCUGAUAUGGAAGGCAGGCUUUAACUACGACGAUCGCCUCGUUGGCUUCAUCAAAGGCUAUCGCCGUGUCUUCUACCAAGGAAGUACAGACCACCGAGGGACGCCAGAGUACCCAGGAAGAACUGUCACAUUGGAACCUGCUCCGCGAGAGUGGGGAGUUGCCUACAAGAUUGCUGGGAAGGAAGAUAAAGAGACUGCCCUGACGUAUUUAGAGGUGAGGGAGAAGCAAUACGACAAGAAGACCUAUGUAGAUUUCUUCACGGAUUCAAUGGCUCUGGCGCCAGCUGUUUCUGGUGUAAUGGUAUACAUAGCAUCUCCAGACAGGAAGCUCAACCCAAACUACUUGGGCCCUGCAUUGCUUGAAGAAAUUGCACGACAAAUUAUCCAUGCGGAAGGCCCCUCAGGACCCAACAAAGAUUAUCUUUUUCAACUUGAAAAGGCUCUUCUUCAAUUUGGAUGCGAGGACAAGCAUGUCAUUGAACUGGCGAAUGAAGUGAGACGCAUCCUCGCAGAGGGAGAGGAAGGCGAUUGAUACCUUCUUGACCCCUUCAAUUCAACCCACAAGGAUUGAUUGGUUCAUUCAACUCAACCCAUUCCAUUAUACGCUGCAGUAGCAGCCAGCCGCACCACACCACAUGAUGUGUCUUGCUUGUUCUAAGGGUCCUUGGACCGUAGUCUUAUCGUUUUUCGUUUGCAAAAAAGAACCAACUACUUGCUGUAGCUGUGAAUGCUUGGAGAAAAAUAUUGUUAGGAACCCAAUUUGUGAAUCUCAAUUGGUAGGUAGGUACAAGGCAAACAAAAACCAUGCUGCUAAUGCUCAAUAUUGUUAGGAGCCCAAUUUGAGACUCUUUUUAUCAUAAAUAAAAACUAUGCUGCUGAUGCUCU